Messenger RNA from Yarrowia lipolytica CLIB122, 1479 nucleotides. RefSeq lists its product as uncharacterized. Gene Ontology annotation, molecular function: histone H3K79 methyltransferase activity; histone binding. Gene Ontology annotation, biological process: subtelomeric heterochromatin formation; DNA repair; DNA damage checkpoint signaling. Lineage: Eukaryota; Fungi; Ascomycota; Dipodascomycetes; Dipodascales. The record is from RefSeq and is a predicted model, not a curated record. Gene Ontology annotation, cellular component: nucleosome; nucleus.
AUGUUCUUCUCGCAUCUCGGAAAGAAGAACGGCGGCCCUACAGCAAAGUCUUCCGAUGUCAAACGCAAAGUGACCAAGGUCAAAACCCGCAAGCCAGUGGUUACGUCGGUUUCCAAAUCGCCGUCUCCUAGUAAGACGGCUCCUCCACCCGCCACAGCAGCAGCAGCAGCAACAGCAGCAGCCAAGCCUUCGACGCCUCGAAAAAGUCGACGAAAGACGCCAAACAUUUACCAGCUGUCGAAGAGCUCGUUGUCCGAGGUAGACACUGAAGAAAGUGAGCGUGAAGUGAGCUCUUCUCUCUCAACUCCGGGGCUCUAUGAACUCGUGCCCCGAGAUAUUGUGACAGCUGGCUUUGGAUCGGCCGAACUCGCCACCUCCAUCCACAUCACUAACGCCUCCGAAUCGGGCAACUUGAGCAUGACGGACAUUUACGAGCCCGUGUCGACCGACAAGUCGCUCAGUGACCGGGUGAAACUGGGGGCACUGUCAUGUGACUUCGUCGAGGACUACAGUCUCAUCAAACCCAAGGUCCCCGGCGAGUUUGAGCCCGUGCGAGAGAUUCUCAGCAUUAUGGAAAUGACAGCUCUGCAUUUCGUGGACAAGGGCGCGUCGGAGGAAAUCAAACAUCCGGUCAUGGAUGACUGCAUCAUGAGACGGUUCAGACGAUCGUACGAGGGAGGCGAUCUGGAAGGCAUGAAGACUUCCAUGAAGGAGUUUGACGAGGUGGUGAAGACACAGCGAGCCGAGGGCGCCAUUCUGGCCAACCUCAAACAGCUCACUGCAGUACCUCAGGACCUAGCAUACUUUCUACUCAACCAGGUGUACAGCCGAAUCGUGUCGCCGGAAUCUAAAAGCCUACGGGACUACAAGGCAUUUUCCAACAACGUCUACGGCGAACUCAUGCCCCCAUUCAUGUCCACAGUGUUCCAGAAGACAGACUUGCAGCCCAGUUCUGUGUUUGUGGACCUUGGAUCGGGAGUGGGAAACUGCACAUUACAGGCUGCUUUGGAGGUGGGCUGCGAGAGUUGGGGAUGCGAAGUGAUGACCAACGCUUCGAGUCUGGCAGAAAAGCAGAAAAUAGAGCUUUACAGUCGGGCCAAGAUGUUUGGAAUCAAGACCGGAGACAUUCAUUUGGUGGCGAGUAGUUUUGUGCAUAACGACGAGGUGCAUUCGGCCAUCUCUCGCGCAGAUGUAUUGCUGGUAAAUAACUAUGCAUUUGACGGCACUCUCAACGCGCAUUUGCUAGACAUGUUUUUGGAUCUCAAGGAGGGAUGCAAGAUUGUUUCGCUCAAGUCGUUUGUGCCAGUAGGCCAUGUCAUUUCCGAACAUAACAUUGAGUCGCCUGUCAACAUUUUGAAGGUACAAAAGUUGGACUUUUACUCGGGCUCCGUCUCCUGGACGGCUGCAGGAGGAACAUAUUACAUUUCGACCGUGGACAGAAGUGCCAUCAAGGCGUUUUUGUCGAAGGGUGGAUAUUAA